AUGUCCUCAUCCGCCGAGCCUUCCCCCACCGCCUCCUCAGAGCAGUCUGACCAGCGGAAUCCCACUACUUCCAGCAAUCUCUAUCUUGUCACCUUUCUCGCCACCCUUUUUCUCCUCCUUUUCGUAUCAUGCGCCAUUGUCAUGCGCUCCUACGUUCUUCGUCGUCGUUUCCAGCGAGAACAGGAUGACCAGCUUGCUGCAGGUCGCUUCCUCGCCCCACGCACUCAGGGUUCAAAGCGCAAGCGUUUUGGCGCAAAACCCAGGCUCUUUGAUACGUGGCUCGCCGAUGGAGGUGUCACCUGGGAUCACAUCAAGCCCAUCUCAGCUCAGCCCGUCUUUGUCAAGCGUAGGUACAGAGACGGUCGCGUCCCCAAGGAUGGCGUCGUCAUAUCGGGUGCGCCCCAGCAGCCACCUACUAUAGUCCAACCCCCUGCUCCCCGACCAACUGCCAUCCGUCGUUUCUUUUCUCGUACCCGCCCCACAUAUCCUGUAUCUCAGGAGACAGACGACACAGAGGCCCUCGUCGAUGCCGAGGCCAUCGCCACCACUACCGAUAUACCUAAUCCAGCUAUAACUUACAAAGUCCGCGUCGAAAUGCUUCAAGUCUCCGUCCUCAUUGCCAUGCCCUGUCAGAAUCGCUCAAUCAAAAAGGGCAAGGCUUUGGAUCCCAUCACAAAUGACAUUGAAACAGAAGACGAAGACGAUGAUGAAGAUGCCCCGCUGCCAAACCUCGUCUUCGGUGUCACCAGAGUCAACUACCGCCAGCCAAAGUCCCAAAAAACUACCGACACCAAUAAUACAUCACAGCAAAAACCACAAAUGCCAAUCGUGCCAGAAGAAGAGCUCUGA
Psilocybe cubensis is the source of this 849-nucleotide messenger RNA. RefSeq lists its product as uncharacterized. The transcript has 3 exons. The coding region runs from base 1 to 849 and encodes 282 amino acids. The record is from RefSeq and is a predicted model, not a curated record. Lineage: Eukaryota; Fungi; Basidiomycota; Agaricomycetes; Agaricales; Agrocybaceae.